Episyrphus balteatus (marmalade hoverfly) is the source of this 922-nucleotide messenger RNA. RefSeq names its product lectizyme-like. The transcript has a single exon. Bases 27 to 863 code for a protein of 278 amino acids. Gene Ontology annotation, biological process: proteolysis. Gene Ontology annotation, molecular function: serine-type endopeptidase activity. The record is from RefSeq and is a predicted model, not a curated record. Lineage: Eukaryota; Metazoa; Arthropoda; Insecta; Diptera; Syrphidae.
UUGGCAGAAUCAUAAGUUGUUCCACCAUGAAGGUUCUAAUUGUUUGUGUCGCUUUAACCGCACUGGUAAGUGCAAGUGCAUUUGACUUGUAUCCCUUGAUUCGUCCACAAUUCGCUAGUAGCGAUAUUAUUUCGGGCGAAACAGCACAGCCAGGUGAAGCUCCGUUUAUUGUUUCCCUAAAGACUUCAUCUCACUUUUGCGCUGGAAGUAUCAUUGACGAACACUGGGUUUUAACAGCCGCUCAUUGCCUCGUCUACAAUAAUUUCAAAGUUGUAGCUGGUUUACACAAGAGAAACGACGAAUCUCAAGUUCAAAUUCGUUCAGUUUCACUCAAGAACAACACUAUCCAGCAUAAACUCUACAAUGGCGGAGUCGGACCCAACGAUAUUGGCCUAAUUUACGUUGACAUUCCAUUCGAUUUGACCGAACUCAACCGUGCUUCAGGUGAAGCUCUUGUCGGCAAAGUAUCCCUUCCAUCACGCCAGUUCAGUCAACUUGGAGAUGGAGUUUUGUUCGGAUGGGGUCUGGACAACACAAACAAGGUGCCAAACACUCUCCAAAAACUUGACACCGAUAUCAUUGGAUACGCACGCUGCAAGACUCUUCUUCCAUCAAGUGCACCCCUUGACCCAGUUAACAUCUGCUCAUACAACGGAGGAACAAUUGCAUCGGCUUGCAAUGGCGAUUCUGGCGGUCCGUUGGUGAAAUACAACGGUAAUGGCGUGGAAAUAAUUGGAAUCGUUUCAUGGGGUUAUACACCAUGCACCACUACCACAUACCCAUCGGUAUAUACCCACACAGAUGCUUUCUUAUCCUGGAUUGCUCAGCAACAAAAGGACUUUGUUCCUGCCAGUAACAAGUAACUGUACACACAGCAUAAAGAUUUUAUUACAAUAAAAUGAAGAUUUUGUAAUAAACGCAA